GUGGACAAGGAGAAGCAGCAAGUGACGGUGGAAGGUGGGAUUUUCCUUUCAGACCUCAACAUCGAGCUGAGCAAGCACGGGCUGGCCCUGGCCAACUUAGGAGCCGUUUCUGAGGUGGCAGCAGCCGGUGUGAUCGGGACGGGGACGCACAACACAGGGAUCAAGCACGGCAUCCUCUCCACCCAGGUCGUAGCGCUCACACUGCUGACAGCCUCGGGGGAGAUCCUGGAGUGCUCCGAGUCCACCAACACGGAUAUCUUCCAAGCUGCCCGUCUGCACCUUGGCUGCCUGGGUGUCGUGCUCACGGUCACCUUCCAGUGCGUGCCACAGUUCCACCUGCACGAGGUGGCCUUCCCCUCCACCCUCACCGAGGUCCUUGAUCACCUCGAGGACCACCUGAAGAGAUCCCAAUACUUCCGAUUCCUGUGGUUCCCGCACAGUGAGAACGUCAGCGUCAUCUACCAGGAUCCCACCAACAAGGCAGAAAGCUGCAAACCCUGCAAAUCAUCUUCCUCUGCUUGGCUUUCCUCUGCCAGCUGGUUGUGGGACUAUGCUGUUGGCUAUUAUUUGCUGGAAUUUCUGCUCUGGAUCAGCACCUUCGUGCCCAGGUUGGUGUGCUGGAUCAACCGCUUCUUCUUCUGGCUCCUCUUCAGCUCCCGGGUGGAGAAUAUUGACGUCAGCUACAAGAUCUUCAACUAUGAGUGUCGUUUUAAGCAGCAUGUUCAAGACUGGGCCAUCCCCAUCGAGAAGAUGAAGGAAGCUCUGCUGGAGCUGAAGGCUGCCCUGGAGAACAACCCCAAGCUGGUGGCUCACUACCCUGUGGAGGUGCGCUUCGCUCGGGGGGAUGAGAUCUGGCUGAGCCCCUGCUUCCAGCGAGACAGCUGCUACAUGAACAUCAUCAUGUACAGGCCCUACGGGAAGAACGUCCCCCGCCUCAACUACUGGCUGACCUACGAGGGCAUCAUGAAGAAGCAUGGUGGGAGACCACACUGGGCGAAGGCCCACAGCUGCACCCGGAAGGACUUUGAGAAGAUGUACCCAGCCUUCCCCAAAUUCUGCUCCGUCCGGGAGAAGCUGGACCCCACAGGGGUCUUCCUGAAUGCCUACCUGGAAAAGGUGUUCUACUGACGAGGGCAAUGAGGGGGAUGGAGGAAAAAUCAGUCAUCAUCCCCAGUUCUUGGGACACCCCAAAGCUCGUGGUCCCAAGAUGCUGCACCCCAGCUCUGUCCUCACCUGAUCC
Messenger RNA from Eurypyga helias (sunbittern), 1240 nucleotides. RefSeq names its product L-gulonolactone oxidase-like. Lineage: Eukaryota; Metazoa; Chordata; Aves; Eurypygiformes; Eurypygidae. The record is from RefSeq and is a predicted model, not a curated record. Gene Ontology annotation, cellular component: membrane. Gene Ontology annotation, molecular function: D-arabinono-1,4-lactone oxidase activity; FAD binding. The annotation marks the transcript as partial. The transcript is spliced from 9 exons.